This is a messenger RNA of Metschnikowia bicuspidata var. bicuspidata NRRL YB-4993, 2836 nucleotides long. RefSeq lists its product as uncharacterized. Lineage: Eukaryota; Fungi; Ascomycota; Pichiomycetes; Serinales; Metschnikowiaceae. Gene Ontology annotation, cellular component: plasma membrane. The transcript is spliced from 2 exons. The record is from RefSeq and is a predicted model, not a curated record. Bases 1 to 2622 code for a protein of 873 amino acids. Gene Ontology annotation, molecular function: calcium-activated cation channel activity.
AUGUUCAAUGGAUCCAGCCCGAUUUACGACCCCAUAGCCGGGCCCGGCGGCUACCGCACGGGCGCCCGCAUAGCCCGGGUGCAAGUGGCCAUCGCCACGUUUCUUGGCGCCAGCGCCUUUGCGCUUUUCUGCGUGCUCCGCAAACGGUACCCGCGGAUCUACGUGGCCAACUUCCAGCAGCGCAACUACGCGCACAGCUUCUCGCGGCAGAACUUGCCGCGGCUCCCCCGCUCGCUCCUCGGCUGGGUGCCGGUGGUGUUCCGCGUGUCCGAGGCGCAGGUGUUGCAGCAUGCGGGCUUGGACGCGGUGGUUUUCCUCGGCUUCUUCCAGAUGUGCAUCCGCGCGUUGGCCGUGCUCGUGUUGUUUGCCGUGGCGGUGAUCUCGCCCGUGCGCUACUCGUUCACGGGCCGCGUGGACUUUCCCGAUGGGGACGGCGCCGGCGGCGUGCCGGCUGCCCUUGGCUCGGGCCGCGCCGGCCUGUUCCGCAAGAACCCGCCCGCGGAGUACCAGCCGUUUCUCUGGAUGUACCUGGUGUUCACGUACGUGUUCACGUUUGUGCUCGUGUUUUUCCUCCGGCGGCAGACGGCCAAGAUCAUCCGCGUGCGCCAGCGGUAUUUGGGCCGCCAGUGCUCGGUCACGGACCGCACCAUCCGGCUCCUGGGCAUUCCGCCGGUGCUCCGCGACGAGGCCGCGCUCCGCCGCCACAUCUCGGCGCUCGGCGUGGGCGCCGUGGACGCCGUGUGCAUCGUGAAGGAGUGGAGCCUGCUCAGUGCGCUUUUCGCCACCCGGGCCGCGGUCUUAAAACGGCUCGAGACCUGCUGGGUGCGCUAUUUCCACGCCAACCACGUCCGCACGCUUUCGGACUUGGCGGGCUCGCGCGUGCGGCCGCGCAGGGGCGACUGGCUAGGCAUGCGGAGGGCGCCUGGCCCGGCAGAGCCGGCGCUCCCGGACGCCAGCGGCCGCUCUCAGAACGGCGCUUUUGAUUCCAGCUCAGGAAACAGCUCAGGAAACAGUCCCGGAAUCAGCCCCGGAAACAGCCCCGGAAACAGCCCCGGAAACAGCCCCGGAAACAGCCCCGGAAACAGCCCCGUGGGCUCUAGCCCCGACGAAAUCAGCCCCGCCGGCAGCCAGGGCAGCUCGCUUGUCCUAAGCGACCCCGGCACCAGCCGCCCCAAAAUCCGCACCGGGCUUUUCGGCUGGUUCGGCCCGCAGGUCGACGCCAUCAGCCACUACAGCGACCAGUUGCAGGUCGUCGACGCGGAAAUCACCCGCUACCGGCGCCGCGAGUUUGCCCCCAGCUCGACCGCGUUCGUCACCAUGAACUCCGUGGCCCAGGCGCAGAUGCUUGCGCAGGCCGUGUUGGACCCGCAGAUCAACCACCUCAUCACCAGCUUGGCGCCGGCGCCGCAUGACAUCCUCUGGGAAAACCUCUGCUUGACGCGGCGCGAACGCAACGCCAGGGUCGUGGCCGUGAUGCUUUUCAUCGGCGUGAUCUCCGUGUUGUUGGUGUUGCCCGUGCGCUUCUUGUCCAACUUCCUCAACAUCGAGUCCAUCUCCAAAGUGGCGCCGCAACUCGCGGCGUUUCUCAAGGCCCACGCCUGGGCCCAGUACGUGAUCACGGGCAUCCUCCCGCCCUACGUGUUCACCAUCUUCAACAUCAUCAUGCCGUACGUCUACAACUGGAUCACCCGGCGCCAGGGCCACACGUCACGUGCUGACGAGGAGCUCUCCUCCGUGUCCAAGAACUUCUUCUACAUCUUCGUCAACUUGUUCUUGGUGUUCACGCUCUUCAGCACGGCCAUUCUCACCAACACCGCGCAGGUGGCCUACCAGUUGGCGGACUCCCUCCAGAGGUUGAGUUUGUUCUACGUGGACUUGAUCAUUCUCCAGGGAAUCGGCAUUUUCCCGUACAAACUCUUGCUCUUGGGGCACCUCUUGCAGUACCCCAUCAAGAACCUUUUUUGGAGCAAGACCCCGCGCAACUACCUCGGCUUGUACAAGCCCCCGGUGUUCAAUUUCGGACUCCAGCUCCCGCAGCCGAUUCUCAUUCUCAUCAUCACCGUGACCUACUCUGUGAUAUCCACCAAGAUCUUGACUGCGGGGCUCAUAUACUUCAUCAUUGGCUACUUCGUGUUCAAGUACCAGCUCUUGUACGCGUGCAUCCACCCGCCGCACAACACAGGGAAAGUCUGGCCCUUGGUGGUGAGGAGAGUCAUGAUGGGGCUUCUCAUUUUCCAUACCAUGAUGUUCGGUACCCUUGCCUCGGAGAAGGCCGUUGCCUGUGCCACGGUCAUCAUCCCGUUGCCCAUCCUCACGAUGUUCCUCUGGUGGCACUUUGAAAAAAGCUACAUUCCGCUCUCCAACUUUAUUGCCUUGAGGUCCAUUGAAAACAACGAGCUUCCGUUUCACGACGACGAGGAAGAGUCGCUCGGGCGCACAAACGGCAUGCUGCCGCCCCAGGACCAGACGUUGGACGAGCGGAGAGAAUCGAACCAAGUGUACGAGUACCCCAACUUGGUGUGUGAUUUAGACGGCCCGCUCAUUGCUGUUGACCGCGGCGAGGCACUCUACAUGGAAGCCGAUGGAACAACGGUCAGAAAACAAAUCCCUAUAUUUCACUAAAAAGUCCCCCACGCCACAGGAGAGAAGGCCGCAGCCAUCGCGCAAACCUCCUUUUGAAAGGACAGACACUCAUGCUUGAAGAGCUGAAGCCAGGUGUAGUCCGGCGACAAGAACGCCACGAAGUGGCUGGUCGCUAGCUGCUUGGCGACCAUCAGGACAAGCAUAGAAACGGCAAUGAUACAGAUGGUUGUUGCGUACGAGCAGCGCGUAUUUA